Ilyonectria robusta is the source of this 866-nucleotide messenger RNA. RefSeq lists its product as uncharacterized. The transcript has a single exon. Bases 280 to 501 code for a protein of 73 amino acids. Lineage: Eukaryota; Fungi; Ascomycota; Sordariomycetes; Hypocreales; Nectriaceae. The record is from RefSeq and is a predicted model, not a curated record.
GAAGCUUGCCGGAGCUCCGUUCUAGCUCCCCCCUCGCGAAAGCUACUACCGACCUAGGCCGUCUGCUGACAAGUCUCACGCACCCAAGCUGAAGUCAAUUCAUAACAGUAAUUAAAACCUCGCCCUGCUCAUAAUCUCAGACUCCAUCUACUCCUCCCUUUCUAGUCGCAAUCGCUGCUGUCGCAAGAACGUCUCCACGAUGAAGUCGUCCAUCCUCUCCCUCGCCCUGUUCGCUGGCUUGGCCGCCGCCCAAGCGGGCAAGAUUCCCAGCUGUGCGGUAUGUUGACUCUCCGCGCUCCUAUUCGUCGUGUUUUGGUUGUCUGCUGCUGGUUGCCCGUUACUGGUUCCGCAGUCUCUACGGGGAAAAUAUUAUGGGCGAAAUUGGCUAAUUGGUGUCACCCGCCCAGACUUCGUGCAUCAACAAGUACACCACCGGUGAUGGUAUUGCCGGAUGCAGUGCGAUCGACGUCAAGUGCAUCUGCAGCAACGCCGACUUCUUGAACGGCAUCGCCUGCUGUCUUGAGGGCCAGUGCGAUGCCGCUGGCAAGGCUGCCGCCGUCAAGUAUGCCCAGCAGAUCUGCUCGGCGGCCAAGGUGACCGUUCCGGACGAGGUCGUCUGCAAGAGCACCUCCUCCGGCACCGCCAGCGCCAGUGCUAGUGCCACCGGGGUCGCGAGCGAGAGCGCAUCAGGCACAGUGACAGGCGAGGCGGCCUCUUCCUCCACCGCGUCGGCGGCUUCAGCUGCUGUCUCGACGACAACCACCAGCGCCAGCACUGAGACGGGAAGUGCUACCGAUAGUGCGGCUUCAUCGACCAGCUCGACCGGGGCGGCGGCUGGCCUGAGCAACGCAGGUGGCCUUCUCGGU